This is a messenger RNA of Cygnus atratus (black swan), 3112 nucleotides long. It is a transcript of the gene COL8A1, whose product is annotated as collagen type VIII alpha 1 chain. Gene Ontology annotation, molecular function: protein binding. The coding region runs from base 576 to 2795 and encodes 739 amino acids. The transcript is spliced from 7 exons. The record is from RefSeq and is a predicted model, not a curated record. Lineage: Eukaryota; Metazoa; Chordata; Aves; Anseriformes; Anatidae.
GCCUGCUAUCCUUACUGCCCACCUACCGUAGGGAGCAGCUCCUCCCACCUGCACAUAAAAGCCAAGUGCAUGCUACCAGCAGCUGAUCAGAGCACUUUCUCAGUCCUCCACUGUUUUGAACCAGUGAUCUUCUCUCCUUGGAUCUUGUACACUCAAGGAAAGGAAGAAAAUGCAGAUUGUCAGAACCCUUCACAUUUAGUAUCCACACUGUUAUGAUCUCUUCACUACUGGAGGUUGAGUCUGGAUAUCAGAACUGCUACAGCAAAGUACUCUCCUAUUAAGCUGAGGACUUGGAUGCAGAAUCUACACCCGCAUUAUUCAGGCACCUAACAUCCACUGAGCAGGAAUCAGGCCACCCACAACCUGUGUGGAUGCAGAUGUUUUUUGCAGCACUCUUCUCUACAUUGCUUCUUAGCCAACUGUGUCCUGCAGCUUCUAUGAUAAUUUUUUAACUUAGGACCAACUUAAAAUCAACAAAAUAACACCGGGCCUUACACAGACAGGAAAUCUAGGUCUCUUACAGUGAAAAGCAAACAACCUGUCCUUCUUCUGCCCUGUCCUGAUAUCUAAAUGUGAUGGCCGUGCUGCUGGUCCCCGUGCAGCUGCUGGCGGUGGCUGUCGCCAUGUACCUGCAGCUGGUGAGGUCCACUCAGGGUGGCGUCUACUAUGGCAUCAAGCAGCUGCCACCCCAGGUGCCCCAGUACCAAGCCCUUGGACAACAAGUACCUCACAUGCCGCUGGGCAAAGAAGGCAUCCCGAUGCAGCACAUGGGCAAGGAGGUGCCACACAUGCAGUACGGGAAGGAGUAUCCCCACCUGCCUCAGUACAUGAAGGAGGUCCCACAGGUGCCCCUGCUUGGCAAGGACAUGGCUCCCAAGAAAGAAAAAGAAAUGCCUGUGCGCAGCUUGAGGGGUGAGCAAGGUCCCCCUGGUGAGCCUGGACCAAGAGGGCCACCAGGGCCACCAGGAUUACCAGGUCAUGGCGUGCCAGGAGCCAAAGGAAAACCAGGUCCACAAGGAUAUCCAGGAAUUGGGAAGCCGGGUUUGCCAGGGAUGCCUGGGAAACCGGGAGUGAUGGGGCCACCAGGGCCAAGAGGGGAGAUGGGACCGAAGGGGGAGGUUGGGCCCAUGGGGAUACCAGGGCCACAGGGACCACCGGGACCUCAUGGACUUCCAGGAAUAGGGAAGGCAGGUGCUCCAGGGCUGCAGGGACAGCCAGGACCUAAGGGUGAACCUGGGAUGAAGGGUCCCCCAGGGGCCCCUGGGAUCCCUGGUCCAAAAGGGGAGAAGGGUGUCGGGAUCCCGGGUUUGCCAGGACUGAAGGGUCCGCCCGGGCUGCCCGGCCCCCCUGGCCCUGUGGGUCUGCCAGGGGUCGGGAAGCCGGGGAUGGUGGGGUUCCCCGGACCACAGGGUCCCCUGGGUAAGCCUGGCCCACCAGGUGAGCUGGGGCCACAGGGACCCCCGGGGGUCCCUGGAAUGCAAGGCCCUCCCGGUGUGCCUGGUGUCGGCAAACCCGGCCAAGACGGCAUCCCUGGCCAGCCGGGCUUCCCGGGCGGCAAAGGGGAGCAAGGCUUGCCAGGCUUGCCGGGGCCCCCUGGCCUCCCCGGGGUUGGGAAGCCGGGCUUCCCCGGGCCCAAAGGUGAGCGUGGGGUGGGCGGCCUGCCCGGCCCCCUGGGGCCCAAGGGGGAAAAAGGGCACGCAGGGCCACCCGGCAUUGGGGGGCCUCCGGGAGAGCCAGGCCAACCAGGCCUGCCAGGCAUCAUGGGCCCCCCCGGUGCUGUGGGCUUCCCAGGACCCAAAGGAGAAGGUGGUGCCAUGGGGCCACCGGGACCAGUGGGCCCCAAGGGUGAACCCGGCUUGCAGGGGUUCCCCGGGAAGCCAGGUUUCCCCGGGGAAGUGGGAGCCCCCGGGCUGCGGGGGCUGCCGGGCCCCACAGGGCCCAAGGGGGAAGCCGGGCAGAAGGGCUUGCCGGGGCUGCCGGGCGUUCCGGGGCUCGUGGGGCCGAAGGGCGAGCCAGGGCUGCCCGGCGCCCAGGGGCUUCAGGGCCCCUCAGGGAUCCCAGGCAUCGCAGGGCCCAGUGGUCCCAUCGGCCCCCCAGGACUGCCUGGGGCCAAGGGUGAACCUGGCCUGCCCGGCCCCCCUGGCUUCCCUGGUGUGGGCAAACCUGGGGCUGCGGGGCUGCAGGGUCCCCCGGGAAAGCCCGGGGCGCUUGGACCCCCUGGCCAGCCCGGCCUCCAGGGGCCCCCCGGCCCUCCCGGGCCACCUGGUCCCCCAGUGAUCAUCCCCCCAACUCCACCGGCUGUGGGACAGUACCUGCCUGAGGUGGGGCCGGGGAUAGAUGGCGUCAAGCCCCCUUACGGCUACGCGGGCAAGAAGGGCAAGGCCGCCGGUGCUGUCUACGAGAUGCCCGCAUUCACGGCGGAGCUCCUCACUCCCUUCCCCCGGGUUGGCGUGCCUGUGAAGUUCGACAAACUUCUCUACAAUGGCCGGCAGAACUACAACCCCGCAACAGGGAUCUUCACCUGCGAGAUCCCCGGGAUCUACUACUUCGCCUACCAUGUUCACUGUAAAGGGGCCAGCGUAUGGGUGGCUUUGUUCAAGAACAACGAGCCGCUGAUGUACACCUACGAUGAGUACAAGAAGGGCUUCCUGGACCAAGCCUCCGGGAGUGCCGUCGUUCAGCUGAUGCACGGAGACAAGGUUUACGUUCAGAUGCCAUCCGAACAGGCAGCAGGACUCUAUGCUGGGCAAUACGUUCAUUCAUCUUUUUCAGGAUAUUUAUUGUAUCCCAUGUAAAAACAAAAACCAGACAGUCAAACACACACAUACAAAUCUAAACCUUUCUUCUCCGCUUAAAACUCUUAUACCAUGAAAGAUGCAUUUAAUGACUGUUUCGGACCAUCUUGUACAAAAAAAAAAAAAAUACAAAGUUUAACAUUAUGCACAGCUAGAUAUAAAAAAAAGUGUGGUGAACAUAUUUAAAGGUGUGUAUCAGGUUCAUAAACAGUCGUUUUGCACCCAAGGGGGACAUAUUAGCUGUACAUUAUAUAUUUCUGUGACGCCAUGCUUCAUUUCAUUCACAAUAAUGCAAUACUAAGGUUCAAAUCAGUUUA